Messenger RNA from Fundulus heteroclitus (mummichog), 1541 nucleotides. RefSeq names its product basement membrane-specific heparan sulfate proteoglycan core protein. Lineage: Eukaryota; Metazoa; Chordata; Actinopteri; Cyprinodontiformes; Fundulidae. The coding region runs from base 53 to 1195 and encodes 380 amino acids. The record is from RefSeq and is a predicted model, not a curated record. The transcript has 8 exons.
UAACAGGGAAGGUUGUGCAGAGCAGAGAGAGUGGGACUGUUCUUUGCUCAUCAUGGGUUCAUCUGCUGCAGCUCUGAUAUUCUGCUCCCUGAUAUGGUCAGUGGCGACUCAGGCUCCCGUCGUCACCGUGGAGCCUCGGACCGCCACCAUCCGCCAGGGAGAGUCUGUCAGCUACAGGUGCCAAGUGAAGAGCAGCGUCCAGCCUGUUCGGCUGGAGUGGAGAAAAGGCAAUAAUCAAGCGCUGGAAGACAAUGUAAAGAUUGGCCCUGAUGGGUCUGUGCUGACGGUUGCAAAUGCUCGACCCGGAAACCAUGGCCAGUACCGCUGUGUGGCCAUCAGCACUGCUGGUCGCAGCUUUGGCAAUGCUGUGCUGAAUGUCAAAUAUCCUCCUAAAGUACAGCUGACACCUGCAGGGCCCCUGCAGGUCAGGACAGGGGCUGCCGUGACAGUGGAGUGUGGUGCCACUGGUAGGCCACGGCCCACGGUAACCUGGAAGCGCAGAGGCUCCACCCUUCACCUGGUAACUCAGGAGAUAAAUGACGUCCACACUAUAAAGUGGCCUUCGGCACGCCCAGAGGACUCGGGAGUGUACGUCUGCCAAGCCGACAACAACGUUGGGAAAUCAGAGGCUGCGGUGGAGCUCACGGUGGUGGGUCCCCCUGGUGCACCAGUGGCUUCAGUGAACAUUGAAGAGAUGAGAGCGGUUGAGGGACAAACCGUUACAAUGGAGUGUAAAGCUACAGGCUCCCCUCCCCCAGUCAUAACCUGGUCCAAGCUACGGGCACCGCUGCCAUGGAAGCACACGGUGGCUGACGGAGUUCUGACGCUGACGGGCGUGGGGCGCCAAGACUCGGGACAGUACAUCUGCAACGCAACCAACACACUUGGCUACAGCGAGGCAUACACAGAGAUGGAGGUGGACUCUCCUCCAUACGCCACCUGCCUGCCUGACCAGGUGCGGCUCCAGCCUGGAAACCCUCUGCUAAUCCAAUGCCUCGCCCACGGCACUCAUCCAAUCCAGUUCACCUGGAGCCGGGUGGGAAGAGGCAAUUUACCCGCCCAAGCAGAAACCACAAGGGAUGGCAAGCUAAUGAUAGCCAGCGUUAAACAGGCCGACAGUGGAACCUACAAAUGUGUGGCCACCAACUACAUUGGUUCGAGUGAGGCCACGGCGAAAGUCAUCAUAAAAGCCUAAACAAGCAUGGACACGCAAGUUUCCCAUUGGCAUUAAAAUGUAUGCAGCAAAAAUGAUAUUGAAUAUAUCCAUGUACUGUGGAGAAUGAAAGCCAACGUUUUUUUUUUUUAUAAUUAUUGUAAUCCUCAUCCAACAAUUACAUCUGUUAGAUUUUUAUUCUUGGGGACGAAAGCUGAAAGAAAUAAUUCAGUUUAAACAUUUAACUGUCUAUGUAUCUGUUUUUCCUUCAGAUUGUUUGACCCAAGAAAAGACUCUGACCAAACAAGUUUGAAAUCCUAUUUAAAAGCUUCUGUGUUAUAAAGUAAAAUAAAUUGAGACUAAAUAAAAAUAUACUGUUUAAAUUAUA